Penaeus monodon (black tiger shrimp) is the source of this 1200-nucleotide messenger RNA. RefSeq lists its product as uncharacterized. Lineage: Eukaryota; Metazoa; Arthropoda; Malacostraca; Decapoda; Penaeidae. Gene Ontology annotation, molecular function: nucleic acid binding. The coding region runs from base 1 to 1200 and encodes 399 amino acids. The transcript is spliced from 4 exons. The record is from RefSeq and is a predicted model, not a curated record.
AUGAAUCUUGGAAAAAUCGGCAGUGUGCAGCUACAUCAUUUCUGUGAUGCAUCCACAAAGGCGUUUGCAGCCGCUUCUUACUUGAGGAUACAAGAUGUGUCGGGAUCACUCACUGUGCUCUCAUACUGGAGUUGUCGCAGCAGUCCUGGCAGCACAUCAGAUGCAAAAUUGCGGAAGGAGCUCUCUUUGCCUAUUGAUGACUCCGUGUUCUGGACUGAUAGUACUAUUGUUCUGCAGUACAUCAAAAACACCUCCCGUCGAUUCCACACAUUCGUUGCGAAUCGAGUGGGGAUUAUACACAAAAAUUCAUCUCCCCAACAGUGGAGACAUGUAAGAUCAGAGCUCAACACAGCUGAUUCUGCUUCCAGAGGUCUAUCAGCUAUAGAGUUAAUGCAAAGAAAGGAUUGGAAGGAAGGGGCAGAAUUUCUCCUCUUACCUGAAACCUCCUGGCCUCUUCCACCAGAACUUCCUGGGAUUUCAAAUGAUGAUCCUGAAGUUAAGAAUAUGACAAUCAUUUGCAGCUGGCGCAAUAAAGUCGCACCUGUGGACCCACUGUUUGAGCGAUAUUCAUCGUGGUAUAAGCUGCAGCGAAUUGUAGCAUGGCUACGUAGAUUCUGUUCAGCAUGCAGAAAAAAGUGUUCACACCAGGACUCUAACCUCAGCGUUAUGGAGAUCCAAGCGGCGAGGAUGGUUAUCAUCAGACAAGUGCAAAUGACCUGCUUUGCUGAAGAGUUGGACAUAUUGAAGAGAAGAAAAAAUUUGAAGGGCAUGUUACGUGUAGGUGGACGGAGAGUCGAUGAAUAUAUCGACCAGAAUUCUAAAAGGCCGCUGAUCUUACCGAAAGAUCAUCCUGUAACCGCCUUAAUAGUUCAAGACAUUCAUGUGUUCCAUGCGAGGCACUCUGGCAGAGAACACACCUUAGCAGAAUUACGGAGGAAAUAUUGGAUAGUGGCGGGUAGGCCUUUAGUCGACCGAAUACUACGUAACUGUUUCACCUGCCGGAGAGUAAAUAGCAAACCCCUGACUCAGAGCACCAGGGCUGUCCAUAUUGAACCCUUGAAGUCUCUAGAUGCUAGCACCUUUCUCAACGCACUUAUGUGCUUUAUAGCCCGUAGAGGAACCCCUAUGAAGAUCUACUCCGAUAGAGGAACAAACUUCUUGAGGCUGAAAAGGAGCUCCGAGCAACAGUUUCAUGCCUAG